CUUACAAUAUUUUGCCAGCACGACGAUGAUGAACAGGCCGUGGAAAACCUGCAGGAAUUUACUAGAAAAGUACGCCUUUACUCUAAGUACGCUUUGCGUUAUCUGGUGAUCAUUUCAACUUUCGUUUGCGUCCAACCAAUUCUCUCAAAUUAUGGCGACUACAUUAAUGACAUUGCUUUACCAAUGGUCGAUCUGCAUAAGAGCCCCAUUUACGAAAUUUGCUAUCUGCUACAGGCACUUUGGAUGAUUCCAGUAGGCGUUUGUUCAUAUAAUGCGUAUGUAAAUUCAUUUUUGAUCUCCAUGUCGUUUGGUACUUCCAUGAUGAAAGAUCUUCAGCAGAAAUUGGAAAAUUUAUCCGAAAUGGAUGAUGUAGAUGCCUUAAGGAAUAUCAAGGAAUGCAUUAAACGUCAUAUAAAAAUCAUCAUGUUUCGUGAUGACUUGGAAGAGCUCUAUUCGGCCAUGUCCUUGAUUGAUGUUAUGUUAUACUGCAUAGUACUAGCAACGAUGCUUGUAUAUUCAUCUAUGGACUAUGAUGGUGCACUCGUUUUUAAAGGUCUACAAUUGUUGCUCGUUCAAACAUCGUUGAUGUACCUAACCUUUCACUUUAGUAACGCUUUCUCGAACGAGAGUUUAAAUAUAGCCAACGCAGCAUAUAAUACCAAUUGGAUGCAACGCAGCACAGAGUUUCGCAAAUGCAUUGUGCUGAUAAUAGCCAGAAGUCAAAGGCCCUUGCAGCUUACAGCUGGUGGCUUAAAACCAUUGACUUUGGAGGCUUUUGUCGGAAUAAUGCGCGCUUCAUAUUCGCUAUUCUCGGUACUACAGGGCACAAUGUGAGUUGCAUAUGUACAUAUGUAUGUAUGUACAACAUCGUAAGUAAAAAUAACAGCGAUGAUUACCGAGGACGUUGCAAUUGUGGGAGGCGCGACAUGCAUACUGAAUGACUAGGGCUCGGAAUCUCAUGCAAAUGCAUGUUUUUAUUGGACAUCCUUAAAUGGAAACUAUUAAGUUAUCUUUACGAAUCA
Messenger RNA from Rhagoletis pomonella (apple maggot), 1022 nucleotides. Its product is annotated as odorant receptor 30a-like. The transcript is spliced from 6 exons. Gene Ontology annotation, molecular function: odorant binding; olfactory receptor activity. Gene Ontology annotation, biological process: detection of chemical stimulus involved in sensory perception of smell; sensory perception of smell. The coding region runs from base 184 to 834 and encodes 216 amino acids. Lineage: Eukaryota; Metazoa; Arthropoda; Insecta; Diptera; Tephritidae. Gene Ontology annotation, cellular component: plasma membrane. The record is from RefSeq and is a predicted model, not a curated record.